AUGCCUCUUGUUCGGCCCCCACUACCGCCACGCCCGUCCUCAGCCUCAGCAAGCCAACAGACGACGGACUGUCCUCCUCUCAAACCAUGUUCACGAUCCUCUUUCGUAGAAGGACACAAGGAUUGGUUGCAAGUCGUAUCUCCUAGGGCCAUCCCAAACUUUGACAUUUGUCCCGAUUGCUACAACACUUCCUUCCGCAACACACGCUAUGGCUCCCUCAUGCGUGUGGGCCCUGCCAAGCCGGCAGGAAUUUCAUGCCAGUGUGAUUUUUCCUUGAGUUGGAUCAGAAUAGCGUACAUUUGGCUAUACCGACAAGGCCAGCCAGACCUAAGUUUGCUGGGAGCAGUAGCAGGCAUCCAACCCGACAAGGACGGCAUCUGUCCCAAUCUCAAUCUCGAAGAUGCUCAAGUAAAGCAAGGAGGAAAACCUGCCGUAACACGAACGUGGUACUGUCUCCGCGACCCACAAAGCGGCGCGCCAGUGGAAGAACUCACGGCCUGUUCCCAUUGCGUAUCCAAUGUCUCCACCAUCUUCCCCUGUCUCUCACGUAUCUUCGUCCCCGUAGCAAAUGGCCAAAGACUCCUCGCAACGUGCGAUCUCAUGAGCCUAGGCGACGCCCAACUGCGUAGUCUAGAAUACCUCGACCAAAUCGCCAAAACAGCCGCCUCAACUCUCGAUACCAAAACCCGUGAUCUCGGCCCUCUAGUCGAAUACAUCAGAAAAUGGGGCCCUGUACCCAUCUGCCGCAAAGGAAAAGAAGUCUUCAACGAGAAACGAUACAGUCUCCCCACCACCGUCCCCGAAUUCACCGCCUGCGAAGAAUGCUACCAUAGACACAUAUUACCACUCUACUCCGAAUCACCUAAACCCGCUUUCCUGUCCCACAUCAAGGAAGAGGGGGUGAAAGAAGGCGGCUUCAUGUGCGAUUUGUUUUCUCCGCGACUGCAGGGUUACUUCAACGAUGCAGUGCGUACAAACGACACCGAUACUUUUCGCCAGAAACUCAUGGCUAGGAACGAGAGGAUGCGCGAGAUUAAGAUGCAGCUUGUGAGAAUGAAGCAAGAGUGUCAGCAGUUGAAGAUGCAGGGGAAUAUGCAUAUGAGUCAGAUGAGGAUUGCGCAGAUGCAGGCUACGAGCCAGAGUACAAGUUGGAUGGCUACGGGAUGGAUUGGGCCGCCGAUUGAUUGGAGUGUGACGAAUGCGCAUAUGGCAAAGGCGAAUGAAAAGAAUAUGCAGGCAGCUGUUAUAGAGGAUAAUAUGACUGCAUUGGAGAAGGAGUGGAAUCAAUUUUGGCAGUGA
Messenger RNA from Pyrenophora tritici-repentis Pt-1C-BFP, 1299 nucleotides. The record is from RefSeq and is a predicted model, not a curated record. Lineage: Eukaryota; Fungi; Ascomycota; Dothideomycetes; Pleosporales; Pleosporaceae.